AAACUGUAUAUUUUUUGCCAGAGAUUUCAUCGCGCCGUGGGAGGAAGAACACACGAAAUGGAAUCAAAUUGUUAAUUAAAAAAGUUGAAUCCUCCAGGCGCAGGCUCAGCCUCCUCUCCAAUUCGAGACAAGGAGAGAGCAAUGGCCUCAAAAUCUGAGAAAUUUUCGGCGGAUUUCGUGAUGGGUGGGGUCGCUGCGAUUGUGGCGAAAAGUGCAGCGGCGCCAAUCGAGAGGGUGAAGCUUUUGUUGCAGAAUCAAGGGGAGAUGAUAAAGAGAGGACACCUUAGGAACCCAUAUCUCGGAAUCCAUGACUGUUUCACAAGGGUUUUGAGAGAAGAAGGUCCCUUGUCCCUUUGGAGGGGAAAUCAGGCUAACGUUAUACGAUAUUUCCCUACCCAGGCUUUCAACUUUGCGUUCAAAGGUUACUUCAAAACAAAAUUUGGGCGCUCAAAGGAGAAUGAUGGAUACGUCAAGUGGUUUGCUGGAAAUGUUGCUUCAGGAAGUGCUGCAGGAGCAACUACAUCUUUGUUUCUGUAUCAUUUGGAUUAUGCACGCACUCGACUAGCCACAGAUGCAAAGGAUUGUGGCGGUAACGGUCAGCGCCAGUUUAAAGGGCUUCUGGAUGUCUACAGAAAAACCUUUUCGAGUGAUGGAAUUGUUGGACUUUACCGAGGAUUCAGUGUUUCAAUCAUGGGAAUCACUUUGUACAGGGGAUUGUAUUUUGGGAUUUACGACACUUUAAAGCCACUUGUUUUGGUUGGGCACUUUGAGGGAAGUUUUUUUGCUAGUUUCUUAUUGGGGUGGAGUAUCACAACCUUUUCUGGGGUAUGUGCUUAUCCUUUCGACACUUUGCGACGGAGAAUGAUGCUUACCUCUGGACAAACCCUGAAGUACCGUAGUCCUUUCCAUGCAUUUUCAGAGAUCAUUCGCGUUGAGGGUAUUACCGCUCUUUUUCGAGGAGUAACUGCCAAUAUGCUUGUUGGUGUUGCAGGGGCUGGGGUUCUUGCUGGUUAUGAUCAACUGCACGAAAUUGCAUGUAGACAUGGUUACUCCAUUGGGCCACAUCAAAUAGCCUCAAAAUGACUGAAAGUCUGAAAAUGGAGAUAUAUAGCUUCUAUUGUUUCCUGGUUCAACCUCAACAUUAAGCAUUGCAGACUUGAAAAAGGGAGAAGAGAAGAUGUUGAUCCACUGGAAAAGUGUCCUUCCGGAAUUGAAGGCAUUGUCUGUGUAUAAUCCAAAUACGUUCAUCUACAUUUGUUGGUUUUUUAUGUAAUUGAUGAAUUCAAGUUGAAAAUACAGAUUGAAGGACACACUUAACAAGUUUCUGUUCCAUUUUA
Molecule: messenger RNA, 1337 nt
Organism: Momordica charantia (bitter melon)
Lineage: Eukaryota; Viridiplantae; Streptophyta; Magnoliopsida; Cucurbitales; Cucurbitaceae
Gene: ER-ANT1
Product: endoplasmic reticulum-adenine nucleotide transporter 1
Biological process (GO): mitochondrial ATP transmembrane transport; mitochondrial ADP transmembrane transport
Cellular component (GO): mitochondrial inner membrane
Molecular function (GO): ATP:ADP antiporter activity
Source: RefSeq, a predicted model, not a curated record